Molecule: messenger RNA, 1170 nt
Organism: Sinocyclocheilus grahami
Lineage: Eukaryota; Metazoa; Chordata; Actinopteri; Cypriniformes; Cyprinidae
Gene: cdin1
Product: CDAN1 interacting nuclease 1
Exons: 12
Coding region: 118-924 (268 amino acids)
Biological process (GO): erythrocyte differentiation
Cellular component (GO): cytoplasm; nucleus
Source: RefSeq, a predicted model, not a curated record
ACUCGUUCGCGGGAGUUGAUCAGGAAGUGACGCUGUAGCGCGAGCGGCGGAGUCUGAAGUGUUUACAGUGUUGUUUGGAUUUUAGGUUUAGGUUUUUAAUCAUUUUUUUGGGUGUUGAUGGAUUCGGUGUCUGGCAGCAGCGCGGCUUUCGCAGAUAAGCCGGUGAAUCGGAUGCAGGUCUGCAGAGCCGAGUACCGAGCGAUUGGGCGGUUCGUGGAGCAGCUGCGCCCCACGAGGCAGUGCAUGAAGACACUGCAGACUCAGUUCCCACAUCUUCCUCCGUCCACUCUUCUGAGCAUCUUCUCCCAGGAGUACCAGAAGCGGAUGAAGCGCAGCAUGGUGAGGCAUCACGCUCCUGACGUGCUCAAAGCAUAUUAUCAGAGGUACCGCAGCGAAGCCCAGACUCGUCCUACAGCCCCGCUUCUGCUGGAGCUCGCCAACCAGGUGGACCUGUCUCCGGCUCUCCUGGCGCGUCUGAUCGUGGAGUGUUUUCUGGAGGAGCGCGCGGCUUCAGUCCCUUCCAGACACGUCCUCAACAACAUGCUGCGCGAGCCGUAUUCAAUUCCAGACCUGCUGUUAGCGAAGCACGUUGAGCAGUGCACAGUAAAUGACUGCUGUUAUGGACCGCUGGUCGACUGCAUCAAACAUGCCAUCGGUCUGGAGCACGAGGACCUGCUGCGGGACAAACUCAGGGAGAGGAACCUGUCCUUCUUAGAUGAAAACCAGCUCCGUGCCAAAGGCUAUGACAAAACCCCGGACAUCAUUCUGGAGGUGCCCAUCGCUGUUGAUGGCCAUAUAGUUCACUGGAUUGAGAGCAAAGCUUCGUUUGGAGACGAGCACAGCCAUCACACGUACCUGAACGAGCAGUUCUGGAGCUACUGCAACAGAAUCUGUAACCGAGCUCGUGCUCUUGUGACGGUUUAACCGUAAAGAGCUCUGAAGAAGCAAAGUUGACACGACAGCAUGACGUCAGGAAAUCUUUCUGGGAUUUGACAUUUAACACCGCAGCACACCCCAGUGCAGCGCAAGACGUCUGACACGCACCUCUGAAUGCUAAUGCCACAUGACAAGAUGCUUUCAUGCUUUACGGAUUUCAAUGCAUAUUUAGGGACAUUGUUUAAUGCGCUCGCAUGUAAUCCGCACACUUCAGGUCCCCAUCAGCUGUGGGAU